Molecule: messenger RNA, 4437 nt
Organism: Peromyscus maniculatus bairdii (prairie deer mouse)
Lineage: Eukaryota; Metazoa; Chordata; Mammalia; Rodentia; Cricetidae
Source: RefSeq, a predicted model, not a curated record
CCUCUAGCGGCAGAGAUGGCACGUUUCACCCCUUUCCCGCCGCCACGCGCCUCCAGCGACCCCGGGGAAAUCUCUGUUGCACAGACUUAUGGGAAAUGUAGUCUCACCCGUUGUGACGUCGCAAGCCAGGCUUGGCCGGGCGGCGCCUUCCGAGUUCGUUCUGUGCACGCGCGCUCCCCCCUCACCCGGCUUCCCUCUCCGAUUUGGGCUCACGUUUCUUACUCCCCUGCUGGGGUGGCAUCCCUGAGUGAAGGUUGGUUGGUUCAGGGUGCAGGGCAGCCCCCCAGGCCUGAGGGGUUGAUUGUGCAGGGUGAGCCGAACAUGCUGUCAUUCAAGGAUGUGGCCAUUAAUUUCUCUGCAGAGGAGUAUGAAUGCCUGGACUCUGCUCAGUGGAAUCUGUACAGGGAUGUGAUGCUCGAGAAUUACAGCAACCUUGUGUUCCUGGGCCUUUCUUUCUCCAAGCCAUUACUGGUCAGAUUUCUGGAGAAAAACCAAGAGCUUCGGAAGAGUCAAGCAGCAGCUGUGCGCCAAGGAAAGAAACCUUAUAAAUGUAAAGAAUGUGGCAAAGCCUUCGCUAAGAACUCAUUUCUUACUUAUCAUCUGAGAAUUCAUACCGGAGAGAAACCCUACAAGUGUGAUAAAUGUGGCAAGGCCUUUUCAAAGCUUUUCAUACUUACUAACCACCAGAAAGUUCACACUGGAGAGAAACCCUACAAGUGUGAAGUAUGUGGCAAGGCCUUUACUGUGCUUUCCACACUUAUUAACCACCGUACUGUGCAUACUGGAGAGAAACCCUACAAGUGUGAUGUAUGUGGCAAGGCCUUUUCUUUGGCUUCCACACUUAUUAACCACCAGAAAAUUCACACUGGAGAGAAACCCUAUGAGUGUGAAGUAUGUGGCAAAAAGUUUUCCAGUCCUGCAGACUUUAAAAAACACCAAAGAGUUCAUACUGGAGAGAAACCUUACAAGUGUAAAGAAUGUGAAAAACCCUUUAGUAGUCUUUCAGACCUUAGUAAACACAAAGUUGUUCAUACUGGAGAGAAGCGUUACAUCUGUGAAAAAUGUGGGAAAGCCUAUAGUAGGAGACACCACCUUAAUCGACACAAGCAGGCUCACACUGGACAGAAAUCCUAUAAGUGCACAGAAUGUGGCAAAAUGUUUUACUAUGCUUCAGGCCUUAAAAGACAUCAAAGAAUUCAUUCUGAGGAGAGACCCUAUGAGUGUGAGGAAUGUGGCAAAUCCUUUCCCUGUCCUUCAGAUGUUACUCAACAUGCGAGAACCCAUAAGAGACUGAAGCAAUACACCUGCGAAAAAUGUGGAGCAAUGGCAAGAACAGAAAAAAAGACAGUGGUCAGUUCCCACACCGCACUGAUAUCAACGCUGAUUUUCCUCAAGAGGAGCAGAGAGCUCAGAGAAUGCCCGGUGGUGAAUACUUGCCUGGGUUUGAGAAAGACUGGAGAGAAGUGGGUGAAGCUCUGGUACAGCUCCUACAACAUUAAAUUGUUUACCCAGGAACUUCUGUCAUUCACAGACGUGGCCAUUAAUUUCUCUGUAGAGGAGUGUGAAUGCCUGGAGCCUGCUCAGUGGAAUCUGUACAAGGAAGUGAUGUUGGAGAACUACAGCAACCUUGUAUUCCUGGGUCUUGUUUUCUCUAAGCCAUAUCUGGUCACAUUUCUGGAGCAAAAUACAGAACCUUGGAUUGUGAAGAGAAAAGCACCAGCUGCCAGCCGUCCAGGAUCAAAACCCCAUAAAUGUAAAGAAUGUGGGAAGGCCUUUGAUAGAAAUUCAGUCCUUAUUCAACACCAGAGAAUUCAUACUGGAGAGAGACCUUAUACAUGUGAAGAAUGUGGUAAAUCUUUUAACUAUUCUUCCAGCCUUAAACAGCACCAAAGAAUUCAUACCGGAGAGAAACCCUACAAGUGUGAAGUAUGUGGUAAAGCUUUUAGCUGUUCUUCAUAUCUGGGUAAGCAUCAAAGAAUCCACACUGGAGAGAAACGCUACAGAUGUGAAGAGUGUGGUAAACCUUUUACUAACUGUUCAGGCCUUGUUGUUCACCGAAGAGUUCAUACCGGAGAGAAACCCUACAAGUGUGAAGAGUGUGGCAAGGCCUUUAGUGUUCGCACAACACUCUCUAAACAUCAGAUAAUUCAUACUGGAGAGAAACCGUAUAAAUGUGAUGAAUGUGGAAAGACUUUUAAUGUUCACUCAACACUUUCUAAACACCAGAGAAUUCACACUGGAGAGAAACCUUAUAAAUGCGAAGAAUGCGGCAUGGCCUUUAAUGUUCGCUGCAUACUUUCUAAACACCAGAGGACCCACACUGGAGAGAAACCCUACAAAUGUAAAGAGUGUGGCAAAGCCUUUAACUGUUCUUCCAGCCUUCAUCAACACCAACAAAUACACAGAGGAGAGAAACUCUACAAAUGUGAUGACUGUGACCAGGCCUUUAGCUGUUCUUCUUAUCUGUAUAAGCACCGGCGAAUCCAUAGUGGGAUGAAACCCUACAAAUGCAAGGAAUGUGGCAAGGCCUUUUACUGUUCUGUAAACCUUAUUUACCAUCAGAGAAUUCAUACUGGAGAGAAACCAUAUAAGUGUGAUGAGUGUGGAAAAGCCUUUAGCAUUUGCUCAACUUAUAUGAAACACCAGCGGAUACAUAGUGGAGAAAAACCCUACAAAUGCAAAGAAUGUGAGAAAGCCUUUAAUAAUUGUUAUAAUCUAAUUCAACACCAAAGAAUUCAUACUGGAGAGAAACCCUACAAGUGUAAAGACUGUGGCAAAGCCUUCAAUUAUACUUCAAGCCUUGCUCAACAUCAAAGAAUUCACACCGGAGAAAAACCCUACAAAUGUGAAGAAUGCGGUAAGGCCUUUAAUUCUUCUUCAAACCUUAAACAUCAUUGGAGACUUCAUACUGGAGAGAAGCCCUACAAAUGUGAACAAUGUGGCAAAGCCUUUAAAAAUUGUUCAGGCUUUACUCGGCACUACAGAACUCAUAUCAGAGAAAAUGCAGAUUAGUGCAAACACUGUCAAAAAGCCUUCAAUAAUUGUUUAUUGAUCCUUCAACAUUAAAGAAUUCAUAUGAGAGAGAAAUUUUAGAAAUGAAAGGAAUAAGGGAAGACCUCUAAUAACAGUUCAACCCUUAUUCAACAUCCAACAUUUCUUUCAUACCAGAAAAAUCUUGUAGUGGUGAAGAAGAUGACUGUGUUGAGCAGUCUAUAUUUAUGCAACAUCAAAAAUUUACAUUUUAGAGAAUCCCUAUAAAUGCAAGUAAUGUGGGAAAUCCUCAUUAACCAUGAGUGAAUUAUAAUCAAACUUUAUACAUGCGUAAUGACUUGGGAAGGAACAGUAAAAUAUAUAAAACUGAGAAAAGCUACUGGUAAAAAGCAGUGUAAGCAGUGUUGCAAGACUUUAGUCAUUAGGUAGACCUAAAGAGAAUAUAAGGGAAUGAUCAUAGACAAACUUCAUGAAUUGUAUGUAUAGAAUUUAACAAAGCAUGAAAUAUUGCUUUUAAUUUCUAGGGGAAUUGUUGUUGUGAUAGAAAAACGCAUUACAGACUUUGGGGUCAUGCAGAUAACUCAAAUCUUUGAGGAUAUGAGUAUGCUAUAAAUCCAAAUUAUAACAUAGGCUCAAUUUUGAAAAAAAUGUAAAGAUCACAACUGCUAGAUAAUUUUAUCAGAAGAACAUGACUGAAUCCUGAGGCUUGAGAGUCUGUUUUUUUUUUUUUUCCCAGAGAUCAUACAAUACAUUAUUGGAAUAUGAAGUUUAGUGACUUUUGUAAAUAAAAAUAAGUGGUUCUUAAUGCACUUUUAAUGUUGUGUAUAGAAUUACAUUCCGCUACAGACAUUAAAAUAAAAUCUACCUUAGUGAGGUAUGAUGGCUAAUCUUGGCCAUCCACUUGACACAUCUAGGAAGAGGGAACCUCAAUUAAAGGAUUGUCUCUGUCAGAUUGGCCUGUGAACAUGACUGUUACAUUUUCUUGAGUACAAUUGAUAUAGGAGGUCCCAGUCCACUGCGGACAAAACCAUCCCGAGGCUAUAUGGGCCUGGGCUGUAUAAGAAAGAUGACUGAAAAUGAGAUGGGAGUAAGCCACUAAGUAGCAUUCUUCCAUGAUCUUUGCUCAGGCUCCUGCCUUCAGUUCCUGCCUUGGAUUUCUUCCGUGAUGGACUGUUUUGUAUAAAAUGAAACCCUUUCUUACCCAAGUUGCUUUUUGGUCGUGGGGUGUGUCAAAGUAACAGAGAAACAAACUAGAACAUAAGGGAUCUAGGUAAUAUUUUACUUACACACUACUGAGGAUUAGUGGGAUCGUCUGUUCCCAAUGUUCAUGUGCUUCAGGUAAUUUGUAGCAUAUUAUCUUUUAUGUUAUAUCAUUAUUCAUCCACCUUUCAAUUACUUUCAUAUCAUGUGUUUUAUAGAAAUAAAGUUAUACCCUUUUUGACUCUU